Messenger RNA from Nymphaea colorata (pocket water lily), 666 nucleotides. Its product is annotated as methyl-CpG-binding domain-containing protein 2-like. The transcript is spliced from 4 exons. The record is from RefSeq and is a predicted model, not a curated record. The coding region runs from base 1 to 666 and encodes 221 amino acids. Gene Ontology annotation, molecular function: zinc ion binding; DNA binding. NCBI's taxonomy places the organism in Eukaryota, Viridiplantae, Streptophyta, Magnoliopsida, Nymphaeales, Nymphaeaceae.
AUGACUUCCGCCUGGAGACCGCUUCCACCCCAAGAUCAUGAUCAUCUACUUGAAAAUGCUGAAGUCGUCGCUCCUUUGAGUGUACAAGUACCGGGAAAUGGAUCUCACAGUGAUGCGGAACAAAGUGUAAGGGGCGAGAGUUCUGCUGGCCAUGUGGAUGACCGUGAGAAAGACUGCUGCUGUCAAACUUCAAGGUGCCGUUGUUCGGCUCGGACAGGCUUGUUUGCAGUUCAAUGUUCUGCCUGCUUCAAGUGGAGGCUUAUCCCUUCAAAGCGGGUGUAUGAAGAUAUACGUCAGGCCGUUCUUGUGGACCCCUUUGUGUGUGACAAAGCAAAGAAAUGGAACCCACAUGUAUCGUGUGCUGUUCCGGAUGAUAUACAGCCAAGCGAGGACAUGAUUUGGGGGAUUGACGACCCAAUUGAUGCGCCUGAGCCUCCUCCUGGAUGGGAGAGGCUGUUGCGCAUUAGGAACCGUUGGUGGGACUACCGAUUUGCUGAUGUGUUUUAUGUUGCACCAAAUGGCAAGCGGGUGCGUUCAAAAUCGGAGGUUGAAAGGUUUUUCACCGAAAACCCAGAAUAUGUUCGUGAGGGUGUACAUAUCAACCAAUUCUCCUUUUAUGCCCCAAAGCCACAACUGAACAGUUGUGGUUUCUACAUUCCAUCGUGA